AAGAAAGGCUCCUCCUUAGCUCCUUGCGUCUACCAUGAGUGACCCUAAUUUCUACUCCCAACAAGAAGAAUGGCUCAAAUUCAACAACCCUAAUAUUCCUUCUCCUCCUAACAAUUUGUACUCAUCAACUAAUAAUUAUUAUCAAGUUUAUAACCAAACUCCUCCAUCUCCUCCUUUGAAAGAAGCCCUCCCUCUGCUGAGCUUAUUAAGUCCAAUAAAACAUCAUGAUGAUGAUUGUGACCAAGUAGAAGAAACUUGUUUUAGUGAUGUGGACAAAAAAGGUAGAGAUCAUGAUAACUGUACUAAAGAUGAUGAAGAAGAAGAUGUUACUGUAGCACUUCAUAUAGGUCUACCAAACCCUACUACUGCUGAUCUGGACUCUAUUCUCAGCUCUAAUGAUGCUUCCAUCCCCAUGAAUAUGAUAAACACAACUAAUAGUAGUAGUAGACAGUAUUGGAUUCCCACUCCUUCUCAAAUUCUUAUUGGUCCUACUCAAUUCUCUUGUCCUGUUUGCUUCAAGACCUUCAACAGAUACAAUAACAUGCAAAUGCAUAUGUGGGGGCAUGGGUCUCAAUACAGAAAAGGACCAGAAUCACUGCGGGGAACUCAACCAACCGGGAUGCUUAGGCUUCCUUGCUAUUGCUGCACUCCUGGUUGCAGGAACAACAUUGAUCAUCCAAGAGCAAAGCCAUUGAAAGAUUUCAGAACACUUCAAACACAUUACAAAAGGAAGCAUGGAAUUAAGCCCUUCAUGUGCAGAAAAUGUGGCAAGGCCUUUGCUGUUAGGGGAGACUGGAGAACACAUGAAAAGAACUGUGGUAAGCUUUGGUACUGCAUUUGUGGUUCAGAUUUUAAGCACAAGAGGUCUCUUAAAGAUCAUAUUAAGGCUUUUGGUCAAGGACAUGGACCUUAUGGCAUUCAUAGAUUUGAAGACGAUGAGGAAGACCCUGCAUCUGAAGUUGAAUAACAAAAUUAUCAUGAAUGAUUAUUAUGUGAUCAAGGUGAGUUCAUGUAGGCUAGAAAAUUAAUGGUGAUAUAAUUAAUUAAAAUUAAACCAAACAUUUAGCUUAUAUUGUAUGUAUGUAAAUGUUUUCCUUUUGCUUUUAAGUCAAGCUAGGAUGAUUUAAUUUUAUCUUCCUUGUACUAGCAAUGAUGGCAGUUGAUUUGUAUUCACCUUUAUGAGUAAGUGAUUGCUCGAAUUCU
This is a messenger RNA of Solanum dulcamara, 1203 nucleotides long. RefSeq names its product zinc finger protein WIP2. The record is from RefSeq and is a predicted model, not a curated record. Gene Ontology annotation, biological process: anatomical structure development; regulation of gene expression. Gene Ontology annotation, molecular function: DNA-binding transcription factor activity. Gene Ontology annotation, cellular component: nucleus. NCBI's taxonomy places the organism in Eukaryota, Viridiplantae, Streptophyta, Magnoliopsida, Solanales, Solanaceae. Bases 35 to 967 code for a protein of 310 amino acids. The transcript has 2 exons.